AUGCUCCGAACACGUGCUCCAUUGACUUUCAUCCGCCAAAUCGGCACCAUCGCUGUCCAAGAACCAGCUGGACCAUCAGUCAAGACCGAAAUUCCUGGUCCACGAUCCAAGCAUCUCCAUGAGAGUUUGAAGAGAGUUCAUGUGAGUUAUUUUACUCUUGUGGAGCCACAGAAACAGCAAAUAUUAUAAUAAAUUUCGGCCAAAACACAGAAGAUAAGUGGGCGCAGAUUGGUGAUAGCUUGUGCAGGCUGCGUAAGCCAAUUUAUACGAAUAUAUUCUGAUUUUCGUCGACGAUUGUGCUGCCUAAUUUAUUUUGUCAGUCGUUCACAAUAUUUAUGACAGUAUCUUAUAAAAAUUAUCUUUUAAAAAGUAGUGUUUAUAUUAUUAACUUAUUCGAUAUUGUAGAUAUCAAUUUCCUUUUUUAGCAAGCCCCAUCAGUCAAGUUCUUCGUAGAUUAUGAAUCUUCUUUUGGCAACUACCUUAUCGAUGCUGAUGGUAAUGCCCUUCUCGACUCUUUUAUGCAAAUUUCCUCAAUUCCAAUUGGUUACAAUCAUCCUGAACUUAUUGCUCUCCACAGUGAUCCCAGACUCAUCGUAUGUUUAUGUUCAUAACCUUACAGUAUUAUUGCUUGUAGUUCAACAUUGUGUAAUAAAAUGUUAUUUUAGACAGCAGCUGUAAGUCGACCAGCUUUGGGCAACUUCCCACGAACUGACUUUGCUGAACUUGUCUCCAAUUCUUUGAUUUCGGUAAGAUUUUAAGUCUAAAUUGAUUAUAAGGUGAUCAAGCUGAUAAGUUUGUUAUCUUUUGUAAACUUUGAUGAAAUUCUAUUCAAAGUUAUAAAUCUACUUAUUAUACUAUAGAAAAAUAGCAAAGGUUAAAAUAAUUAUUUUGCAGGUGGCCCCUCCAGGCCUUCGCCAUGUCCAAACAAUGAUGGAUGGUACUGGAGCCAAUGAGAAUGCAAUUAAGCAAGCUUUUAUCAGAUAUCAAACCCUGAAGCGUGGAGGUCCACCAUCUCCAAAAGACCUUGAAUCCUGCAUGAAUCAGGAACUUCCAGGAACGCCAAAGCUCAGUGUUCUUGGAUUCCAGGGAAGUUUCCACGGAAGAAGUUUGGGCAUGCUCAGUGUGACAAGGUGGGUUUGAUGCAGAUGCGAUAAGAAUAAGGUCAAAUAAAAUUUAUACCUUGUUUAUUUGUAAUAUAGUAAUUUAACUUUUCAAAAAGCCUCAAGUCACAAUAUUCGUAUCUUCAGGUCGAAAGCCGUCCACAAAGUUGACAUCCCGGCCUUUGACUGGCCGAUUGCCAAGUUCCCUCGCUACAAGUACCCAUUGGUGAAGCACGAGAGCUACAACAAGAGGCAGGACAAGGAAUGUUUGGAAGAUGUGAAACGUCUGAUUGAGCAACGCAAGAAGGAGAAGCGUGAUGUGGCCGCCGUUCUGAUCGAACCGAUCCAAUCAGAAGGCGGAGAUUACCACGCCUCCAACGAAUUCUUCACGGAACUUCAGAAGAUCUGCAAGGAGAAGGGAGUCACCUUCAUAGUGGACGAGGUGCAGACAGGUGGUGGUGCUAGUGGUCACUUCUGGGCUCACGAAAAAUGGCAAUUGCCCGAGGCGCCGGAUAUCGUGACCUUCUCGAAGAAGGCAUUGAUUGGCGGAUACUUCUACAAGGAUGAACUCACGGUGAAUGAGGUAAGCUUUAUGAUUUGUUGAGGACAAUAGUAUUUUAAACUUUAUUUCGGCUGAACGGUAAAUAACCUUUUAACUUUCAGCCCUAUCGUAUCUUCAACACCUGGAUGGGAGAACCCACCAAGCUCGUGAUUCUUGAGAAAGUGAUCGAGAUCAUCAAACGCGACCGACUGGUCGAACAAACCGCUAAAGUCGGUGAGCAUCUCCAAAAAGCCCUGGAGAAGCUUGAACAACAUUACCCCAACCUGGUGUCUUCAGUUCGUGGUCAAGGCAAUCUGUGUGCCUUUGAUCUGCCGGAUUCAGGAAAGCGUGACAAACUUUUGGGAAUCGCGUUGAAGCACGGUCUUCACAUCGGAGGCUGUGGCGAUCUGACCGUUCGCUUCAGACCAUCCCUGAUCUUCGAACAAAAACAUGCCGAUAUUGCCAUUGACAUUCUGAGUCAGUCUCUCAAGGAGUUGUAA
This is a messenger RNA of Bursaphelenchus okinawaensis, 2141 nucleotides long. The record is from the annotation of a GenBank genome assembly. NCBI's taxonomy places the organism in Eukaryota, Metazoa, Nematoda, Chromadorea, Rhabditida, Aphelenchoididae.